This is a messenger RNA of Nothobranchius furzeri (turquoise killifish), 3514 nucleotides long. The record is from RefSeq and is a predicted model, not a curated record. Lineage: Eukaryota; Metazoa; Chordata; Actinopteri; Cyprinodontiformes; Nothobranchiidae.
UGAGCAUUUACAGAGAAAAAUGAAAUGUACUGAUGGGUUAAAUCUAGGGAUGUCCCGAUCCCGAGAUCGGAUCGGGACGAUUUUUUGUUUCUUUCGGUGGUCGGAGAUCGGCAAUUAUGACUGACGAGUCUUACAGAUCUCCCAAAAUACAUUUUGAGCGUGUUAGCAUGGACUACUUCUGGGGGAAAAACUCCUGUAGAGGGCUCCUUUUCUUAUGUGAUAGUCUCCCUGUUUACGUUUGGGUUUUCCAAAAGAAGUCAGUCAAAUGGAGGAUGAAUCAAGUGACAGUUUACAUUUCUCAAGAUGUCUGGGACACUUACCGAAAUAUGCCGCUCUCUGAUCAGCUGAGUUAAAAUCCUUCCAGGGAAACCUCAGAGUCUGAUAUGAACUUGUUCUUCCAUGUCUGCGUAAACAAACAUCAGGCUGUCAGUAGUCUCACAGCAGCCGGGUCAGCGCUGAGAGCUCGUCCUUUUUAUUGAGGAGAGAGCGGACAUUUUCCAUAAUCACGAAGGGUAAGUUUUAUGUCUCUGUUCCCUCUCCAGAGCUUAAUUCUGGAGGAAGAACCGAGUUUCCGUGGCGAGAGAGUUGGCGUAAGCAACACCCACAGCUGAUCCACAAAUUUAACACUGUUAGUCGAUAAAUAACUUUGAACUCAUUUUGUGUGUCUUCCAAAACAGCAAAGGUUUCUCUUCCAUGGCUUAGCUCUUCCAGAUGCUCUAAAAACUAAAAAUGAGGACUUCAAGGUACUUUGCUUUGAAACUAUUUUUUUGUCUUUCUGAAUUAUUUUCUUUCUUUUCAGUGUGGUAAGUUGACCUCUCUGGUGUGUUUCAAAACAAUGGCUUUCCUGAGACUACGCGGGGAAUGAUACUUUUUGGCAUUCAAGUGUUUGCCAAGGCGAGUCAAGAAGCAUCUGUCUCAGAUAACUCAACUCUAACCCCUGUGCAUUAUCUCAGAAGCACCACUUCUUUGUUGUUGGUUUAAUGUGACAUUCAUGUGUGACACAUUUAUUGUAUAUUUUUUGCAGUUUUCAAGAGGCAGUGCCUACUUCCUCUGUCCUCCAUCUUUGCCAUCAGUGUUGUGGGUUUGUUGUGAACAUAAACAUAAAAUGAAUACAAAUACCUUUUUAAAACCAGUGACUUGACUUGACUUGCCACCAUUCCUAGAACCUUUUAAAAUCGCACGUCAGAGGUUGACAUUUUUAUCAUCAUAGCAUUUAUUUUGGUUACUUACGAAGAAGUUACCAGAUGAUGGUUUCGAAUGAACUCAACAUGUAGUCGUUGAAAAAGAAGAAGGGAAUUUAUUAAAAGCCUUUUUAUAGUGCAACACAAAAUGAUGCAAUAAGAUCUAAUAAAGAUCUGGGGCAAAAUAUAAGGGGAUGGGUGAUUACUGAAGAAGGAGCAGCUGGGUUGAUGAGCAGAAGGAACAGGACAUGAUGGAGGGACUAUGUCUCAGCUGGCCAGGGAGGAGGAGGUGGCCCAAGGUGGCUGGAGAGAUGGAAGUCUGGGCCUCUCUGCCUAGGCUGCUUCCCCACGACGACCCCGAAUAAUGGAUGGAUGGUUGUGUCUGCUGUGGUGGCCCUCUUAAAUUGGGUUGACUCCAGUCGUUAACGAGCAUCCAGUGAUUGCUUUUUAAGAAUUCAUCCAAUACUCAGACAGGCCAAUCAUGUGGAUUCUGGGAAUUACUCGAUAGAUUCUGUGUUACAGUUGUUAAAUCUGAAGUCAGUCUAGUGUGGUUUUAAAUCUUCACUCUCAGUAAUGCCACUAAAUCCCAUAAAGCUGCUUUGAUACUAACAUGUACCUACACAUAUGCUAAGUAAGGGAAAACACUGCUAGCUGUGUAUUUGUGAGGCCAAACCCAUAGCCGAUGACAUGGCAGGUUUUAAUGACUGUUUGUGGCCCCAAGGCCAGUGUUUAGGUGUGUGUGUGUGUGUGUGUGUGUGUGUGUGUGUGUGUGUGUGUGUGUGUGUGUGUGUGUGUGUGUGUGUGUGUGUGUUUACACGUCAGAACACAAUCUGUGGAAACCAGGUGGGCACAUCAGCAUCUUAGCCACAUUUUUGUCAUUAUGGCAAAAGCACGGAGGGCCCCUGAUAACAUGUGACCGUGCCUUUUGGGUGCAGUCAUCCAUAUUUUGUGUGUCUGGUUGGUUGUCGGGUCACGCACUCAGCAGGGAGUUGAUGAUGAUGUUCAUGGACAGAAGAAAGUGACGAGGUCAGCAGAUAAAACUGAUAAAAUAAAAAGAGGCUAGUGUGUCAAGAAGAUGCAGAAGUUUCAUCCAAGUCUGGGCUGGCUUUUCCUCCUCUGCUGCAUCUGCUCAACUGAAUCCCGACAGCUGAAGUUUGUCGUUGCUGUGUUCCGACAUGGAGAUCGAUCGCCUAUCGAGUCUUACCCCAGGGAUCCACAUGGCGAGGAGGUGUGGGCUCAGGGCUUUGGACAGCUGACUGAGCUGGGUAUGAAACAGCACUUUGAGCUGGGGCGAUUUCUACGGAGACGCUAUGCAAACUUCCUCAGUGAAGAUUAUGACAACAGAGAGGUAUACGCCAGGAGCACUGACUACGACCGCACUCUGAUGAGCGCCCAAGCCUGCCUUGCUGGGAUGUUCCCCCCUGCCAGACGCCCGCCUCCCAUCAUGCCCCAGUUACUGUGGCGUCCCAUUCCAGUGCACACCGUCCCCAGGGCCCAGGACAAGCUGCUGAGAUCUCCAGGAAAAGAGUGUCCGAGGUUCCGAGCUCUGAUGACAGAAACCUUCGAGAGCGCACCUUACCAGAGGUUCCUCAGGGCUCAUCAGAAGUUUGUGGAGGCUCUUUCCAACCACACAGGCUACCCUGUUUCUAGACUGGUUGGUAAAAAAAUCUGGAGGGUGUAUGACACGCUCACCUGUCAGAGGAUCCAUAACUUGACUCUCCCACGCUGGGCCACCCUGGACGUCCUGGACACCCUGAGGAGAAUUGCAUCAUUUGAGGUCACAUACAGCAUCCUCGGUCACAAGAGGAAAGAGAAGGCCAGGCUCUCCGGAGGGGUCUUGCUAAACAACAUACUGAGGAAUUUCACUGAUGCUAUGGAGCAAAGUCGCCCUCUGAAGAUCAUCAUGUACUCCGCUCAUGACUCCACGCUCAUCACCCUGCAGGCAGCUCUGGACGUGUACAACGGCCUCCUUCCUCCCUACGCCGCCUGUCAGCUUUUUGAAUUCUACCAGGAGUAUGAUGGAUCCUAUUCAGUGGAGCUGCAUUAUCGCAACGAGUCCUGGCGCGACCCCCACCCCAACCCCGUGCCAGGAUGCGUCGGGCUAAACCCCUGCCCUUUGUCCAUGCUCAACGAGCUACUGAGGGACGUGAUGCCGCAGGACUGGGAGGUUGACUGUGGCUUCAGGACCAAGUGGUCAAGCACAGGUAUCAUAACAGCUCUUGCAGUGGCGGUGGGACUCCUGGCAGUGGCGCUGUUGUUCAGUAUAGGGGUGGCAGUCCACAGAAGGAGAGCUUACUACUCUAGAGAAGUUUAACACAGCUGCCCCCCCCCCC